Messenger RNA from Mus caroli (Ryukyu mouse), 2434 nucleotides. It is a transcript of the gene Ccdc154, whose product is annotated as coiled-coil domain containing 154. Lineage: Eukaryota; Metazoa; Chordata; Mammalia; Rodentia; Muridae. Gene Ontology annotation, biological process: bone mineralization involved in bone maturation. The record is from RefSeq and is a predicted model, not a curated record.
UGUACCUGCCUCCUUCAGGAUUCACUGAAGAGGCAAGGUGGAAGGGCAGGAGCCACUAGAUACCUCCACUACUGCUCUCUGGGGUCCACAGCCUCUCUCCCUGACUCGCCCCCUGAAGGUUCACAGUCUCCACUCUCAACCCUUGCCUUCUCCCUAAGAUUCAGGCCUCCCUCUUGAUCCUCGAGUCUCUGAGUCUCACAGCCUUUUCUAAAUCCUUGCCUGCUCUGUGGCCCAAAGCCUUCUCUGCUGUCCCUCAGCCAAUCCCCAGCUCCUGCAGCUUUCUCCCUGGAUCACUUGCUUCUCUCCAGCCAACCACUCAGCCACCCUGGCCUGGUGCCCAACCUUGGGCAGCCACAGGGGCACUGAUAACUGUUGCCUGCGCUAUAGGUGGUGGCCGCUGGUGAAGCCAUGUCAGAGCCAGCAGACGGCCCCUCACUAGGGCUUUCACCUUCACACCUGAGCACUGUCACACUCGAGGACCUGGAGCUGCUCUUAACAGAAGGCCUAGUCAGUGCUGAGACCUCAGAGAGAGAUGAGUGCAGUGGCCGGGCAUCCGGCUCCUUGGUCCCUGAACAGGACACCCCUAAGCAGUGGAAACAGCUGGAGCAAUGGGUAACUGAGCUGCAGGCUGAGGUGGUUCGUCUGAGGGGACACAAGGAACGCUGUGAGCAUGCCACAUUGGGCCUGCUUCGUGAGCUGUUGCAGGUUCGUGCCCGUGUGCAGAUGCAGGCCUCAGAGCUGCGCCAGCUGAGGCGAGAAGUACAACAGGCAGCCUGGAGCCCAGAGAAGGAGGAGCUAGAGUUAUCUGGGCCCCAGAGCCAGAACCAGAUGCAAACCCUGGAUAAAAGGCUGGUGGAGGUCCGGGAGGCUUUGACACACAUCAGGAGGAAACAGGCUCUACAGGACUCAGAGCGGAAACAUUCUGAGCAGGAGAUAAACCUCAGGCUGACCAGCCUGACUGGCAUGCUGAGCCAAGAGGAGCAGGGCCGGGAAGCAGCCUGCAGUGCCUUGCAGAAAAACCAAGAGGACACCAGCCAAAAGGUGGACCUUGAGUUGGCCAAGAUGCAGGCCCAGAUGACCAAACUCAACGAGGAAAUGAGCCUUCGCUUCCUAAAGAGAGAGGCUAAACUCUGCAGUUUUCUGCAGAAGAGUUUCCUGGCCUUGGAGCAGAGAAUGAAAUCCUCAGAGAGUACACAGCAGAUAGCAGAAAGCAGCCUACGAGAGGAACUGGAAAGCCGCUGGCAGAAGCUGCAUGAGCUGACAGAGGAGCGCUUGCGGGCCUUGCGGGCACAGCGUGAGGAGGAGGAGGGUCACCUGCUGGAACAGUGCCGGGGCCUAGACAAAGCUGUGGUCUAUCUGACCAAGUUUGUGCGACAGAACCAGGUGUCACUGAAUCGUGUCCUGAUGGCUGAGCAGAAGGCUCGGGAGGCCAAGGUGAGCUUGGAGGAGACCCAGGCCGGGGAGUUGGCUUCAUAUGUCCAUGAGAAUCUGGAGGCUGUGCAGAUGGCUGGCAAGCUAGCCCAGCAGGAAACACAGGAUGCACUGGAGCUGCUCCAAGAGAAGAGCCAGGUCCUAGAGGGGUCAGUAGCAGGGCUGGACCAGCAGCUGAAAGACUUGAGUGACCACUGUCUAGCUCUGAGCUGGAGGCUAGAUCUGCAGGAGCAAACACUAGGCCUGAAGCUGUCCCAGACGCAGGCUGCAUGGGAAGGUAUGGAGAGAGAGUCCCUGAAGGAUCUGGUCCAGUGGCUGAAAGAAGUCUCAGCACACUUGGAGGAGGUGCAGGAGAAAGUGAACAGCCUCCCCCAACAGAUAGAAAGUAUCUCCAACAAGUGUGUCAUUCACAAAAGUGACGUGGAUGUGAAGAUCUCCGCUGAGGGCAAGGCCAGGGAGUUUGAGGUUGAGACUGUGCGACAAGACCUAGCUGCCCUGCUGAUGUCUGUGCAGCUUCUGAAAGAGGAGAAUCCUGGACGGAAGAUUGCUGAGAUCCAGGGGCAGCUGGCCACGUUUCAGAAGCAAAUGAUAAAGUUGGAGAACAGCCUUCAGGCCAACAAAACCAUCCAGAACCUGAAGUUUAAUAAUGAGACCAAGCUGCGCACAGAGGAGAUUGCAACCCUGCGUGAGAGCAUGCUGCGCCUGUGGAGUGAGGAGGGUCCCUGGCCACUGACCCUGGGCAGCAAGCGGGUAUUCAUGUCCCUGGUGAGGCAGCGGUUCUUCAUCAAGGAUGUAGCCCUGGACGCAAUGGUCUCUGUGAACUCCUGGGGAGUGUACCAGGCUGUGAGGUGGCUUCAUUGGAAGAGAGUCCUCUUGACCUUGGUGGCCCAGAAAAGGCCCGGAGUGAUCUCAGCGAUGACCCAGUGGAAGCCUGCAUAUGAGGUCACAUCUCUGACUGUGUUCCAGAAAUAAACAUGCCAGUUCUUGUACCUAUUGGCACCAG